UAUCACUGAUAUCGAUAGUUCAACGGUGCACGUGUUGAGCGCAUAAACAAAUUGAGUUGGACCUGGAAGACAGCUAUGCCGCCGGACAUCGAGAUAAUUGUGGGCACUUAUGAGGAGUUCCUGCUGGGCUACCAGCUGGUGGCGCCGGAGGACGCCGCGCAGGACAAACGCCAGUUGAAGCAAACGUUUGCAGACAAGUCACACGCCGGUUCCAUCAAAUCUGUGGCUGUUCAGGGCCCCUGGGUGGCCAGUGGCGGCAGCGACGACCGCAUCUUCAUCUACGAUAUGCGGACGCGAAAGCAGGCCCAAAUCUUGCUUUCGCACGCUGGCACAGUAAACACCCUGGUCUUCUCCCCGGACCUGACGCACUUGCUCUCGGGCAGCGCCGAUGGACACAUGAUUGCCACGCGCGUGGGCAGCUGGACCACAGAGGGAGACUGGCGUAAGGCGCACGCGGGACAGCCAGUGAGUCACAUCAGCUGCCAUCCGAGCAGCAAGUUGGCCCUUUCAUUGGGCGGAGACCUGGUACUUAACACCUGGAACCUGGUCAAGGGUCGGGUGGCCUACAAGACCAACCUCAAGAGCAAGCGUACGCUGGGGAGCAUUCCGGAGUGCCUUUCGUGGUCCACAAACGGAGACUACUUCACCUUGAGCGGGCCUCUGCUCCUGGAGGUCUGGGACAUUAAAUCCGCCAACGUAGUCAGGCGCGCGAAGACGCCGUCGAAGCCGAUCUGUGUCGGCUGGCUGAACGAAGACGACUGCCUGGUGGGCUUGGAAAACGGCAGCAUUGCCUGGCUCUCUCUCAAGGAUGAAACAGAAGCUGCGCCAAAAGUGAUUUCUGCCCAUGAGGCGCGUGUCAAGGACUUGGCCUAUUUAAAUGGAUAUCUGGCCACCGUGUCCAGCUCUGGUGAGCUCAAAGUCUGGGAGACCAACGAAGAGAAGCGCGAGCUGGAGGAGAUUGCCAGCACAAGCAUCGACUGUCGCCCCACCAGCUUGGGACUGCUGGAUCUCAGCCAGUUUGGAAACGCACGUCCUCAGGAGCAGCGCAUCAAGGUGGAGGCCAAGCCCAAGGGGCAGGCUGGGAGCAGCGAAGCCGCCAAGCCAGCAGCUCCCCGAGGAUUCGUGACCAUAGAGUAUGAGCAGGACGAGCAGCAGGAAACAAAAGUCGCAGCCACUCACAAAAGUAAAAAUAAGCAGAAACAACAGAAGCAGAAGCCGAAGCAGCCGGCACCACAGGAAUCCUCUGAAGAAACCGACUCGGAGGAGGAAGAGGACGACAGCGAUGAUUCCUUCGAGGACAGUGAUGCCUCCAGCGCCGAGGAAACCAGAAAGAGGAGGCCGCAGAAAAGGAAGCAGCCCCACGCGUCCUUCUCCUCGAAGCGGAAGCAGACCAAAAAGAAAUAAAUACCACUUAGUACUCCAAUAAACUUAAAGAAACGUA
Drosophila ananassae is the source of this 1441-nucleotide messenger RNA. RefSeq names its product p21-activated protein kinase-interacting protein 1-like. NCBI's taxonomy places the organism in Eukaryota, Metazoa, Arthropoda, Insecta, Diptera, Drosophilidae. The transcript has 3 exons. Bases 76 to 1404 code for a protein of 442 amino acids. The record is from RefSeq and is a predicted model, not a curated record. Gene Ontology annotation, molecular function: protein binding.